Messenger RNA from Gaeumannomyces tritici R3-111a-1, 4093 nucleotides. Its product is annotated as serine/threonine protein kinase. Lineage: Eukaryota; Fungi; Ascomycota; Sordariomycetes; Magnaporthales; Magnaporthaceae. The coding region runs from base 62 to 4093 and encodes 1343 amino acids. Gene Ontology annotation, biological process: protein phosphorylation. Gene Ontology annotation, molecular function: protein binding; ATP binding; protein kinase activity. The record is from RefSeq and is a predicted model, not a curated record. The transcript is spliced from 3 exons.
CUUGAUUUCCCUGACCGUCGUCCAUGAAAACAUCAUCGAGGAAAUCAGAAAAUUCAACGACAUGGCUUCUGAGACAUCAUCCAAUCGCUAUCGCCAGCGAGCCCACACCCACGCCCACACUUAUGAUCGCCUCCUAAACCAAGACUACGGUCAGAUCAUCAAUCCCACAACCACAAGUCUGGUAUUGCCACGACCCAAGAAGGAGGAGGAGACCAAGACCGAUCGAUUCCAAGCGAUCUGGAACCUGUUCCAAGUCGUGAACUAUGUAAAGGCCCAUCGGCAUAUGAUCAACCAACCCCUCAUGGGGGAGUUCUCAUCCGAGGGCGGGUCUUUUCUUGCACGGGGUGGCUUUUUCCAAGCUCGUCGCCUUCCUGCCCAGAAGGUAGCAAAAUAUCCCUUGAUCCCCGACGCUACCGGUGUUCUCCCUAAGAGCGCAUACGAGUCUCUAUUGACGGAGCUGCGAAUUCUUUCUCACCCCCCACUCAGCCAGCAUGACGGCAUCGUCCGGUGGAUGUCGAUUCAAUGGGCCCGCAUCGACCCUGUCGCACAUUCGUGGGUUCCGGUGCUAUUUCUAGAGGAGGCUCAACAUGGGUCCCUUCAGCAAUACGUUGCGUCGAAGACACCCGGUAUCAAGACCCGUUUGCAGCUCGGCCAAGAGAUUGGGAGCGGCCUACAGGCCCUUCACGCCAGCGGAGUCAUCCAUGCGGAUUUGAAGUUCCAAAACGUUCUCGUCUUCGACCUGGGAGACGGGCGCGUGAGGGCCAAGUUGUCCGACUUUGGCAGCUCCGUUAUCAAGUAUGGAAGGGACCAAAUGGUUACUCCCACCACGGGAACUCCUCCGUGGACCUCGCCCGAGCAUGGCCAGCCUGUCCAUACCAGGUUUCUCGGUGGCACCGACACUUACUCGUAUGGUCUUUUCGUGUGGAGGCUUUGCCUCCAGGGCGAGAAUCAUCCGUUCGACGGCCAGGACAGUGGAGAUAUCCAGAAGCGGAAGAAGGAUGAUUUGAUUUUUGCUGAAGCGGCACAGUCUCUCGAAGAGGCGUAUGAAAAGGCCAUGCUCCUUGGAGGGUUUGCAGGCAGCUGUAAUCGCUUUGAGUCGUACAGACUAGCCGUCUCGAUACCCCGACAAUGCCUCCAGCACUGCCUGUCCGCCUCGAUUGAGACCAGGGACCUUGACAAGGCGGUGGAGUCGCUGCACCAUGACGCAUACCUUUCCAGGUUUCCCGAGGAUAUCCCCACCUCAACGAAGGAUAGUAGUGGCAGUUGCGAGGAAUCGCUCCUAGAUAAACGUAUGUUUGUCAGUCACCUAUGUCUGUUUGACGCACCAAGAAGCGUCAAAGCGAUGCUUUACCAGUGUGUAUCCGAUAUCACCGAGAAUCCCAAAGCUUCCGACCCGUCAGCCUUUACCAGUACUGGUUUUCAGCUUGGUCUCCAAGCUUUUGAUGGAUUCGGACCACUGGAGGACGAUAAUAUGGCUGUCGGCGCCUCCUUGAUGAAAGAGGCCGCGGCGACCGGUGAUAUCACUGCCGGGGUGAUGCUGGGGCAGUUCUGCGAAGCCUCUGGCACAGUGAUGGAUGCUGCAACUCACCGCCUGUACGAGAAGGGCUUGGCUAGAGGGGUUGAAGAGGGCUCGCUUCUUGCCCGAAUCUGGCUCCGUCGCCACAACCCUCAAGCAUUGCGAGACUCCAAGCAAAAGGAGGCCCAAAAAGUAGCCGGAGUGAUUUCGUCACAGGAAAACGAGUCCAAGUCUAAGUCUCACUUCGAUGACAUUAUUGAUCGGGUGCUUGGCGAGGACGCAUUUGCUUCCGCGUCGAGAAAAUUGUCGGGUCGGACUUCGUUCACGACGCAGGAGCUCCAGGCAAUAUGGCUCCGUGAACGAGGAAAUUCGAAUCUGCACAUCGGGGCUGCGCUUGGGGUAAGUCCCGAUCGGUUUCGGUCAUGGCUAGGGCUCCUACGCACCGUUAUCGAUGCCAAAGACAAGGACGGCAAUACCGCACUGCUGCUGGCAGUCCGGUUUAAUCAUGUCGACAUCGCCAAGCUUCUCCUUGAGGCGGGAGCCCAAGCUCUAUUGCCAAACGACCUGGGGCAGACGCCGUGGCACUGGCUUGUUGCCAUUGAGAAGCCAGAGGACUGGCCUGCCUGGUCAGACUGCUCAACCAAAACAGCAAAAGUGUCUUGGACGCCACAGCAGAGCGUCCGCCUGGGGUCGCCGACGGAUUCGGAAUCAAACAAGGAGGCACAGCUCUGCACUGGGCCGCCGGUAGACUUGGCCAUUCAGUUGAACAAGCCCGAGAUUCUCCGCGUGUUCCUCGAGGAAUUACGCCAAAGAGGCGAGAUUCUAAGCCCGCCUAUCCCUUCGGGCCAUCCACGGGUUGCGAAUUUCAUCUUUCAGGCGGUAGCCUUGAAUCCAUGUCACGAGCGACUGGCGUAUGGAGGCAAGGGCUGGGUUGACGCCAUGAGACAGACUUUGCUCGUUCUCAGCGACUUCAACCUGGUGACGAAGCUGCCGAUACCACUACUCCCAGAUAUUCUCUUCACAACAGGUUGUAGCACAGUCAUCUUGAAACUCCUAGCCGAGGAGGGCUUCCUCGAGGGGACGAGCGACCCGGCAAAAUGUUGGGCUGAGGUCUGCCAAGAAAUCAUCCGAACAGCAGACGCUACGACCGUCCUAUACGUCAUAAAACGGGCCAAGGAAUACUCUGCCGACGGCCGUCUCCCAUAUGCCGAGAAGCUUUUGGAACUCUGUACACAGAGUUUGGGCUGUAAUGGAAGCGUGGUUGAUGCCAUUGCCGCUGAGGGCAUCAAUAUGGAUUUCUUGACCGUGCAGGCCCGGACACCUCUGAUGGAAGCAGUGCUGCACCGGAAUUUCGAGAUUGCUUCUGCUCUUAUCAGCCACGGGGCAAACGUCAAUGCACUAUGGAAACCCGAAUAUCUCGGGGCGCCAAAUAAAGACGCCCACCCCAACGCGAACAUACUCUUUGAGCAUCUCACGAGCAAUCUGGACACGGCUAUUGCACCACUACGGUACCUCCUUGAGCCGUUGCAUUCCAAGGACUCGGUUCCGUCCUUCGUCGUAGUUCCCGACUGGAAGCAGACGGCGCUGCACCUGGCUUGCAAAUACGGAAGCACGCUGAUCGUGGGCUACCUUGUCCAAAAGUUCAACACGCCAUACCACCUGGACUUUGUUGACACCAAAGGCCACACGGCUCUGCACAAUGCCGUGGUCAACGGCCACGCCGACGUUGCUAGGAUGCUCUGCCGGGCAGGUGCGCGAGUCGACAUCCUUUCCGGGAACGAAUCGUUGGAUCCCAAAGACCGCCGAAACGCCCUCGACUACUGCCAUAUCCUGUCCGGUUCAACCAUUAGCCAAGCGCAAGACUCCCGAGGAAUCAGCCCAGACCUCGAGGAUGCCCUCUUGAGCCGGUUGGAGAUCGCCAAAAUUCUAGUGCGAGAGCAUCAAGCUGUUCGCACUGUUGGCUCCAAAGAUGACGACGGCAUGACUUGGUCUAUCAGGUUAUGCCUUUGCGCAGCUCAGGAGAACAUGGUCCGUCUUCUAAAAGUGGCCUUGGAGAACCUCCGAAACCAUACCGCUUCCGGCAUGUCCUGGCAGGACGCGUUAGACCGGUUGCUUGUUCAAGCUGCUCUCAGCGGCCAUGCUGGUACCACCAAGCUGCUCAUCGAUCAUGGCGCCAACGUGAACCGGAUGUGGUUUGAGAAGACGCAGGCAACCAUCCUUCACCGAGCUGUGGAAUUAGCAGAUGCCGAAAUAUCUUACCUCCUGUUGCGGGCUGGUGCUGAGGUGAAUGCCUGUGACAAGGCAGGCAGGACACCCAUCAUGGAUGCCUUGCAGCUGAAGAAACUGGCUACCUGCCGGGUUCUGAUGCAUUUUGGUGGCGCGGUCACAGUGGGGAGAGAAAUAAUGGCUCAGGCUCUCGCGAAAAGUGGAACUAUGGAUAUGGAGGCUGGGAGGAGGUUUCUUGUGCCCGUAGUGGUGAGUGGGGGGGACGACGACGACGACACAGAGGACGAGGACGACGACACGUGCGUGAGGGCAUCAAUGGGGGUGGACGGAGAGAUAAGUGUUACGGUGUGA